UCUCCAGUCCGUUUUCUACCCCGGAGACGGAAUGGAUUCUUAUGUCUUUCUCCUUCUACUUCUACCCUUUCGAAGAUGUGCGUGCAGUGAGGGAGAACUACACAGUUUACUCCUGGAGAAGUAUAAUGUUGCAGUCCGACCUACAAAACACUUUAACAGUUCUUUAGAGGUCACAUUCGUCCUGGCUCUCACGCAGAUUAUUGACGUGGAUGAGAGGAACCAGGUGUUGACUACGAACUGCUGGAUGUCCCAAGAAUGGGAGGAUGUAAACCUAAAUUGGAAUUCUACACAAUUUAAUUAUAUACCUAGUAUUAGGAUACCCUUGACACAGGUAUGGAGGCCAGAUAUAACACUGUACAAUAACGCGGACAGACAUUUUGCAUCAGGUACCCUGAGCAGUAACGUGAUCGUGACCAGUAACGGGCACGUGACGUGGCUGAGCUCCGCCAUCUUCAAGUCGUCCUGCUCCAUCAACGUCGAGUUCUUCCCGUUCGACGAGCAGACCUGUAUCAUGAAGUUUGCAAGCUGGAGCUACGACGGGUUCCAGAUCAAUCUCGUAAAUUAAUCAAAAAUUGUCGAAAAUUCCAAAUUUAUUUAGAACGGAGAAUGGGAUCUAGUUGAAGCUGGAGUUCAGAGAAAUGAAGUUUUCUACUCCUGCUGUCAGGAACCAUAUCCUGAUAUAACCUACAGUAUCAAGCUUAGAAGACGACCUCUCUUCUACGUAUUUAACCUGAUCCUUCCCUGUGUUCUAAUAACUGGAAUUGCUCUGCUAAGUUUCUACAUGCCAUCAGAAUCUGGAGAGAAGGUACUGAUUUUAUAAAACGACCUACUGAGAAAAUGAAGGUAAUUUGUGUCUUUCCUUAUUAUCCCGUCCCGUGGUACUGCAUACCUUCAAAAUACUGUAACCUGAUGAAUGUACAAAACAACAAGCACUGUACAGUUAUAAUCAGUUUAGGCAUGGCUGUAUAAUAAGCUAGGCAUGGCUGUAUAAUAAGCUCCAAUUACUCUGGAUGCGCUCCAAUGUAGGGAAAAUGUCGUCUCUUAAGAUAGAUAAAAACCUCAGAUAACACUGAUUGUAAAGGCGA
Eurytemora carolleeae is the source of this 1085-nucleotide messenger RNA. Its product is annotated as neuronal acetylcholine receptor subunit alpha-10-like. The record is from RefSeq and is a predicted model, not a curated record. Lineage: Eukaryota; Metazoa; Arthropoda; Copepoda; Calanoida; Temoridae. Gene Ontology annotation, cellular component: neuron projection; synapse; postsynaptic membrane. The transcript is spliced from 8 exons. Gene Ontology annotation, biological process: regulation of membrane potential; signal transduction; monoatomic ion transmembrane transport. Gene Ontology annotation, molecular function: transmembrane signaling receptor activity; acetylcholine-gated monoatomic cation-selective channel activity.